Molecule: messenger RNA, 3800 nt
Organism: Rhinichthys klamathensis goyatoka
Lineage: Eukaryota; Metazoa; Chordata; Actinopteri; Cypriniformes; Leuciscidae
Gene: hip1rb
Product: huntingtin interacting protein 1 related b
Exons: 32
Coding region: 229-3438 (1069 amino acids)
Biological process (GO): actin filament organization; endocytosis; clathrin coat assembly
Cellular component (GO): actin cortical patch; clathrin-coated vesicle
Molecular function (GO): phosphatidylinositol-3,4-bisphosphate binding; clathrin-cargo adaptor activity; phosphatidylinositol-3,5-bisphosphate binding
Source: RefSeq, a predicted model, not a curated record
CGCGCAUUAUUACUCCUCCCACAGACAGCAAUGCUGUAGUACGACUCAAACCGGGUGGCCACGAAGCCAGAACAGGUUUUUCCUCCAUGUCCUACUUAGCGUCGCAACACGCAAGAAAAUAACCCUCACACAGCCACACUGGAUUGUCUAACGACGGAUACUUUGGAGCAUAACAACAUACGAGAGGGAACUGUUUGUUAACCACAAACCCCGAGAGCACCAUAAAGGAUGAAUUCAAUACGACAGGUGCCUUCGCGGGUUAAAAGCAAAAGGACGGAAACGAUUUUAGGAGGCGAGAGAGAUCAUUUCGAAAAACAGCAGCUCAGCAGUAUCAGUAAAGCCAUCAAUUCCACAGAGACGCCGCUGAAGGAGAAACAUGCACGCAGAAUUAUUUUGGGAACCCACAGAGAGAAGGGGGCCUAUACCUUCUGGUCAUAUGCUGUUGGUCUGCCGUUGCCAACCAGCGCCAUCCUUAGCUGGAAGUUCUCCCAUGUAUUACACAAAAUCUUGCGUGAUGGUCACCGAAAUAGCUUACAAGACUGCAUGAGACACUACAGCAACAUUGCUGAGACAGGGUUAAUGUGGAGUAACACGCGAGACAGACAUGGGUAUGCACAGCUGGUUUCUCUACAUUCCAAACUCCUCUGCACCAAGAUUGAGUUCCACACAAAGCAUUCUGAAAUCCCAGCCAGUCUAGAGGUCUCAGAUGAACUCCUGGAGCGGACAGCGGGAACAGACAUCAAUAAUGUGUUCCAGCUCACAGUAGAGGUGUUUGAUUACAUGGACGCAGAGCUUCGAUUAGCAGAAGCUGUGCUCCGCCAGCUCAACGUGUCCAUUGCUAUCUCCACACUGACGUCAAGCCAGUGUAAACUAGCACCGCUCAUCCAAGUCAUCCAGGACUGCAGUCACCUGUACCACUACACCGUCAAACUGCUCUUCAAACUGCACGCCUGUUUACCAGCUGACACACUCCAGGGACACCGCGAACGCUUCCAUGAACAGUUCCAGAGCCUCCAAACAUUCCUCAAUAAAGCACGAGAUAUGCUAUACUUCAAAAGGCUCAUCCAAAUACCUAGACUGCCUGAUUCUCCACCCAACUUUCUCCGGGCCUCUGCUCUGGCUGAGCAUGUUAAACCAAUGGUUGUCAUCCCAGAUGAAGAGGAGCUUGAGGAGCCUGAAGAGGAUGAACCCGAGCCUCUGAUAGAUGUUAGCGAAGCACACCCUAUCAUGGCAUCUCAGCCAACGAGUGAUAUAUUUGACCAGGCCUUUGGACCGCCUAAUAAUGGAUUUGAUGAUAGAGACCUCCAAAUCGAACACCUGAAACGAGAAAUUGAAUUGCUGCAAGCUGAGCUUGAGAAGAUCAAAGGAGAGGCUCAACGCUAUAUCACACAGCUCAAGUCGCAGAUCAACAUUCUCGAGGCAGAACUGGAGGAGCAGCGCGUGCAGAAGCAGCGCACCCUGGUGGAGAAUGAGCAGCUACGCAUGGAGCUAGAGACCAUCCGCCACCGCAACAUUGAACAUGAGAGCAUACAGAGCAACUUUUUUGAGGCAGAAAAAAAAUCCCAAGCAACAGAGUUGCGUUAUAAUAAACUGAAGGAAAAGCAUGCUGAACUGGUUGCCAACCAUGCUGAACUCCUACGAAAGAGUGCGGACACAGUAAAGAUGCUGUCAGCCACACAGCAGACUCAAGAGGAAAUUGAACGAACUAAGCAACAGUUAUCCUUUGAGGUAGAUAGAGUCAGACAAGAAUCAGACAUGAAGUUUGAAGAACAAAAGUUUGAUAUGGAUAAGCUGAGAAGGGAGCUUGAUGCGAAGAAUGCAGAGAUCCAAAGAGUCAAGAGUUCAUUGCAGACCUCUGAGAAGUCAGGAGAACAGAUCAACAGCUCCAUGGCUGCACUUCUGGCGGAAAAGGAUAGGCUAACACAGUCUGUGAGCAAGAAAGAUGCCGAGCUGUCCUCCCUGAAGAAGGAAGCUCAGCUGAAAGAGUGUUCUCUACAGCAGGAGCGAGACAGGACCAUCAAGGAGCUGGGAGAACUACAAGGCAAACUCAAAGAGAAGUCGAGUCAUGAGGAGCAGCUGCAGCAGAAGUUGUUGGAAGAGCAGUUUAAACUUCUGCAGGCGACAGUCACUGAGGCCGAGAACAUCAUUCAGGACGCCGUCGCUACACUGGACGACCCCCUGCACAUCAGCUGUUCCAGCUCCCCAGAUUACCUCAUUACCCGAGCAGAGGCCACGCUGGGCUCCAUUGACAAGGUGCAGACGGGCCACUCCGAGUAUGUGAAGAGUAUGAGGGAUGCUGGGGGUCUGGUUAGGGCUCUUACUAAGUUUUCUCAUCUUGCUGCUGACACAAUAACCAAUGGCAGUGCAACGGCACACAUGGCCCCUACUGACGACGCUGACCGUUUGACAGAGCACUGUAAGAGUUGUGCCACCCAGAGCCUGCAGUAUCUUAGGAAUCUCAAGUCAAAAUCAACUGUGAAGGGGGCUGAUCCCACCUCGAUUCAAGCUGCGGUGCAGAGGAUUCUUAGAAUAGCACAGGAUCUGAGGCCAAAAGGAAUGGAUGUUGGAAAGGACGAGCUGGGCGACAUGGUGGAUAAAGAAAUGGCUGCUACCUCUGCUGCUAUUGAGGAGGCUGUUAGGAGAAUAGAUGAAAUGAUGAGUCAGACCAGGAAGGACGCAACAGGAGUCCAACUGGAGGUCAAUGAAAGGAUCCUAAAUAGCUGCACUGGCCUUAUGAAGGCAAUUCGUCUUCUGGUGUUGGCAUCCACAGACCUGCAAAAGGAGAUUGUGGAGAGUGGAAAGGGCGCAGCUUCGGUGAAAGAGUUUUAUGCUCGUAACUCUCGCUGGAUGGAGGGUCUUAUUUCUGCCUCCAAAGCUGUGGGAUGGGGCGCAACACAGAUGGUUGAUUCUGCUGAUAAAGUGGUGUUGCACACUGGGAAGUAUGAGGAGUUGAUCGUCUGCUCUCACGAGAUCGCUGCUAGCACUGCACAGCUUGUUGCCGCCUCCAAGGUGAAAGCUGACCGUGGCAGUAAGAGGCUGGGUGUUCUCCAGCAGGCCUCGCGUCAUGUGAAUGAGAUGGCUGCUGGAGUGGUGGCGUCCACCAAGACCGGGCUGGACCAGAUCGAGGAUAAGGACACCAUGGACUUCUCUGGCAUGUCUCUAAUUAAGCUCAAAAAAGAAGAAAUGGAGGCACAGGUGAAGGUUCUAGAGCUUGAGACCAUGUUGGAAAAUGAGCGCCUGCGUUUGGGUGAGCUAAGGAAGAAGCACUAUGUGAUAGCUGGCGUCCCUCUAGAGGAUCUGGCUCUGGACAACGGCCUGGUCGCCUCUCCAAACGUGACCGCUGGCCCGUCAUCCCCCAAACCCUCAAAACCCACUGUAAUGAAGAAACCAGUUCUUGCACAAAAACCCAACAUCCCACCCAAAAGCACGUUGAGGUGAGCACAUCUGGAGGAAGAUAUUUGAAGACUCAAAUUGACACGCACCCAAAACCUUUAUUAGUUUCUCUUUCUUUUCCCCAUGUCUGGUCAUUCAAACGGUUUACCAUUUACAUGUGACACCUUUGCCUUCUUUCCAUUUGAGAGUGCCUUAGAGGCUACGGAUUAUUUUUAUCUUAGAUAUGGAUCUAUAUUGUACUGGGUGUUUAUCAUUUGCAUACAGUUUCAAACCAUUUAGUUUUUAAAUUAUAGACAUUGUUUUAUUUACAAUACACAUAGUAUGCAAUAGGGCAAGUAGUGGCUUAAAGGGAUAGUUUACCCGAAACAAUGCUAAUUCCAACAUGGGCUCAUUGGAGAAACGUGCCU